AUGAAACCUGGAAACCUCUCUGAUACCGUAGAAUUCCUCCUUCUGGGACUGUCAGGGAUCCCACUGCAGCCCCUCCUAUUCUGCCUGUUCCUGUUCAUGUACCUGGUCACUGUGCUUGGUAACUUACUCAUCAUCCUGGCCAUUAUCUAUGACUCCCACCUCCACACCCCCAUGUACUUCUUCCUUUCUAACCUAUCUUUCAUUGACAUCUGUUUCAUCACCACCACAAUCCCAAAGAUACUGGUGAACAUCCAGACACAGAGCAAAUACAUCAGUUACGCAGGAUGCCUCACCCAAACCUGCUUUGUCCUUGCUUUUGCUGGAUUGGAAAACGGAAUUCUGGUCAUGAUGGCCUGUGAUCGAUUUGUGGCCAUCUGUCACCCACUGAGGUACAAUGUCAUCAUGAACCCCAAGCUCUGAGGGCUGCUGGUUCUGAUCUCCUUCUUUAUUAGUGUCCUGGAUGCCCUGCUCCACACGUUGAUGGUACUGAGGCUGUCCUUUUGCCCUGAACUGAAAAUCCCCCACUUUUUCUGUGAAUUAGCUCAUAUUCUCAAGCUGGCCUGUUCUGAUAUCGUCAUCAAUAAUAUCCUCAUGUAUUUAGUGACCAGCCUGUUGGGUGUUAUUCCUCUCUCUGGGAUAAUUUUCUCUUAUACUCAAAUUGUCUCUGUCCUGAAAAUCCCAUCAGCUGGUGGGAAGUAUACAGCAUUUUCCAUCUGUGGGUCACACUUAGUAGUUGUUUCCUUGUUUUAUAGGACAGGUUUUGGGGUGUACCUUAGUUCUGCAGCCACUCACUCCUCCAGGAAGAGUGCAGUAGUAUCAGUGAUGUACACUAUGGUCACCCCUAUGAUGAACCCCUUUAUCUAUAGUUUGAGGAACAAGGACAUGAUGGGGACUUUGAGAAAACUCAUCUCUAGAAAAUCAUCUUUCCAUUGA
Hippopotamus amphibius kiboko is the source of this 933-nucleotide messenger RNA. RefSeq names its product olfactory receptor 7G3-like. Lineage: Eukaryota; Metazoa; Chordata; Mammalia; Artiodactyla; Hippopotamidae. Gene Ontology annotation, cellular component: membrane. Gene Ontology annotation, biological process: G protein-coupled receptor signaling pathway. The record is from RefSeq and is a predicted model, not a curated record. Gene Ontology annotation, molecular function: G protein-coupled receptor activity; olfactory receptor activity.